Molecule: messenger RNA, 6119 nt
Organism: Sardina pilchardus (European sardine)
Lineage: Eukaryota; Metazoa; Chordata; Actinopteri; Clupeiformes; Clupeidae
Gene: mbnl1
Product: muscleblind-like splicing regulator 1
Exons: 12
Coding region: 1008-2276 (422 amino acids)
Biological process (GO): regulation of RNA splicing
Cellular component (GO): nucleus
Molecular function (GO): RNA binding; metal ion binding
Source: RefSeq, a predicted model, not a curated record
CGGCCUUGCCUAAGCCCCGCCUUCCCCUGUUACCUGGCGCUCAGCCCAGAAUACUGCUGCAGCUCUGGAGCUUCUGAUUGGCUGACACACGUUCUCUCCUCUUCUCAGAAAGGGAAGUGAGAGUCCUCCCCUCCACUUCCCCAUAGCACUCUCUCUCCCUCUCUCUCUCUCUCUCCCUCUCUCUCUCUCUCUUGCGCGCGCACCCUCACUCACACACUCAGACACACACUCACACGCUCUCUCUUUUAAAUAGAUUUGCUAAGGCAGGCUGGGCUGCGCUGUGCUGUGCUGUGCUUAGCUGUAAGUGAUAUGCCGGUUUGAUUUGAUUUUCCAAGACUGAGCCACGACUGUAGAGGCCAAGAAGAGAAGCUUUGUGAGAACUCUGUGUGUGGGUACUCCAGGAAGUGCCUUGUCCAACGUCUGCUGCAGCUUGGACCCGCCGCUAGAGCCCUGUCUCCUGCUUCUCGCCUCGCUUGCUUCUGGCGCCUGAGCGAGUGAGCGAGCAAACGAACGAAAGUGCUGACCAACCCUUCCGCCAGCCAAUCCCCGACCUGAACGCAACCCACCCACCCCCCCCACCGACCCCUCCAUACAGCACCUCAACCAGCCAAUCCGGCACACAGGAAGUCGACCUGCUGUGCCUCCACGACCUGAAGUCCAUCUCUGGAGCCCCAAACGCCUGGCAAGAACACCACCUGCUGGGAAGGUUCUCCUUGACGAAUGACUGUCUCUCUUGGAGAGGACGAGAAGACAUCUUUGUUUUGGGGCUAAACCCACCAGUUUUGUGGGGUUUCUUUGGGUCUUUUUAAGGAGACUUCUGAGGUUACCCAGCCACUCCUUGGUGCUCAGGCACACAGAGGGAUUUUCAAGCACUUACAGACUUUACCCUUUAUCGGGAUUUACUUUUGUCCUUUUUGUAUCCUUUUAAUUGUUGUUGAUUUUUCCCCCCCUCCUCGUGUGUGAGCAACCAACCUUUUGGUGAAACCGAGUGCCAAGCGAGAGUUGCCAUGGCGAUGAACAUGGCGCACAUGCGGGACACCAAGUGGCUCACACUGGAGGUGUGCCGCGAGUUCCAGCGGGGCACCUGCUCCCGCUCCGCCGACGAGUGCAAGUUCGCCCACCCCGCCAAGAGCUGCCAAGUCGAGAACGGACGGGUAAUCGCCUGCUUCGAUUCUCUCAAGGGCCGCUGCUCCAGAGAGAACUGUAAGUACCUGCAUCCCCCCCCACACCUGAAGACUCAGCUGGAGAUCAACGGGCGGAACAACCUGAUCCAGCAGAAGAACAUGGCCAUGCUGGCCCAGCAGAUGCAGCUGGCCAGCGCCAUGAUGCCCGGCAGCCAGCUUCAGCCCAUGGUGAGGGCCACCACCGACAACAUGUUCCAUCCCAUGUUUUCCGUCACCCCAAGCCUUGCCGCCACCAAUGCCAGUGCAGCCGCUGCCGCUGCAGCUGCCGCCUUUAACCCGUACCUGGGGCCGGUGUCCCCGGGCCUGAUGCCCGCGGAGAUCAUGCAGAGCGGGCCCAUGCUGAUGGCCAGCAGCCCCAGCGUGCCUCAGGUGCCCUCCACCGCCCAGAAGCUCAUGAGGACGGACCGGCUGGAGGUCUGCCGUGAGUACCAGCGGGGCAACUGCUCGCGCGGCGAGAACGACUGCCGCUUCGCCCACCCGUCCGACAGCACCAUGAUUGACACCAACGACAACACGGUCACCGUCUGCAUGGACUACAUCAAGGGCCGCUGCUCGCGCGACAAGUGCAAGUACUUCCACCCGCCCGCCCACCUGCAGGCCAAGAUCAAGGCCGCCCAGCACCAACUCAGCCAGGCCUCGGCCGCCGCCGCUGUGACUCAGUCGGCUGUCAAAUCACUGAAGCGACCCCUCGAGGCAACCUUUGACCUGGGAAUCCCCCAUUCUGUCAUGCCUCCUUUACCAAAGAGACCGGCACUUGAAAAAGCCAACGGUGCCACUGCCAUGUUUAAUACUGGCAUGCUCCAGUAUCAACAGGCCCUGGCCAACAUGCAGUUUCAGCAGCAAGCUGCUUUUAUCCCUUCAGGCUCAAUAUUGUGCAUGACACCCACAGCAAGCGUUGUUCCCAUGAUGCACGGUGCUACACCAGCCACUGUGUCUGCAGCAACCACAUCUGCCACAAGUGUUCCCUUCGCAACCGCCACAGCCAAUCAGGACUCUUCCUUAUCAAAGUUGACUACCAACGAAUACAUGCAAUUGAUUCCCAUAAUAUCUGCAGACCAUCUGACUAGUCACAAGUACUUGACUCAAAUGUAGUUCCUGUCCAGAACAAUCAAAUGAAAGUAUGCUGGUGUACCAUCAAGGACAACGUUCAGCAUUCACAGCCAUUACACCUUGAAGGUGUCUGUCUGAACCACAGAGGAGUUCAUCUCUCAGCUGGACCUCACAACUAGUCAUGCAUGCAAACAUGGGUAUGGCCAGGGUCAACGCCAUCCACGUCUAUCUCUCAUCCACAAAAACCACCGACAGACUUACACUCACAACAACCCUCCAGCUUGACAUUGAAGAGGCCUUUACUGGCACAAACGUACAUGCCAAAACAGAAUAGUGCUAAAAGGUAACAUUUUGCACACUCACACACACACACUCUUUUUAAAAUGUGGAGAUGAUGGCGAUGUCACUUCAGAUUUAUACAGUAUUGGUACGUCAGUAGACCAAGAGAUUAAGUUUAAUUCAUAGUUUUCAUUGGUUUAUUGUAUGGUUUACAAAAUGGCAAAGGUGCACUUACAGAGAAAAGAAAUGUAUGCACAAACUUGUUUCAAGAGUUGAUUUGGUGAGUCAAGUAUUCUGUUAUGGAAGAUUUGAGUGAAAUUAGAUUAUGUAAACAGAAGGUCAGAAUUGGAUAAGACAGAUGAAUGUUUUAUUCAGAACACACAGAAACACCCGUGUUCUUCUCAAAGCACAUUCGGUUUGUUCUGAAUCACCCUCUAGCCUUCCGACCAUACAUCCAAAACUAAAGGUGUUAUUUCAGCAGUGUUAUUAUGUUUACUCAAGAUUUGUGUUUUAUUUUUUUGUAAUGACUCUUGUUUUUAUACUUAAUUUCACAAAUGUGUGUUUUUUUUAAUACUUUUUGCGCCUUUUAUUUGUCAUUCAUUUAUUCGUGCAUUUGCCACAUAGCCUUCUAUAGCAUUCUGUGUUUCAGUCUCAUGAAAUCACAGUAGCCUUUUCCCCCCCCGAGUUCAUGAGAUAACUUUUCAAACUUUUUAUUUUUCGUCUCAUUCACAUUUUGCCCCUUUUCAUUGUUUGACUGUUGUUAAUAUUGUUGUUUUUAAUAAUACGGGAAUGGAGUUUUGGGCAGUCUGAGAGUGGUGUGGAAAUAUGUGCCGAGGUUACAAGUCUAAUGACUUUAAAGAGUGUCAUGUGGCUGUAUGCAGCCAUAUCGGAGCUGGGAUACGGGAGGAUUGGCUUCAUAGCCACCUUGCAGUCUCAAGGUGGGACUCUAAAACUGCAGCUGGAAAAUGCACGGCUUAAAUGAAAGGGAGAUAUGAAGAGCUGUGUGAGAUUCCUUCUAAUGUUAAUUUGUUUCAUUGUUUUAUGUGUGUUCAUUUUACUAUUUCAUUUCAAUUUACACCAUAUAACCCAUAGGUAUCCAUCAUGUCUAAACCUAGAUCCACAUAUCUCUUAAAGUUCAUACCAAAGUUUUUCUUUUGUGGGGAUAGGAAGAAAAAAAAGAAUGUUUCCCUUCUUAUUCUGGCUGUUAGAGGUCAGUGUAUAUAGGCUACAAAUCGUACAAAUAAAAGACAUAGGCCCAGUGAACUAACGUGAGUGUCAGUUCUAACAAAUCAGAUCAAGAAUGGAAACUUUACUCCGGAAUCUCCCUGUACGUCCCAUUCUAGAGUAUUUCCGAGAUUGUGCUCCAUUGCUACCCUGAUUGUACUGUACCGCUCCAAGCCUUAGCGUACAGCCUGGGCAACAGCCCACACAAAAUACUCUCACAAUCAUUGUACAGGUCAUAGAUGCCAAUGAUUUUCUGUAGUUCUGAUGCGUAUGCGUUUAUCAUCUUUUGUUUCUAAUUACAAUUAACACACUCUGAUGAAUUUAUUUGAACAUCGUAGUUCAAACAGUUUUACUUAAUGAUUUUAACACAUUUAACACAAUACUUUCAGCCUUAUUAUUGUACUUGAUAACAUUGUCAUCUGUUGUAGGUUUUAGAUGUAUAAACAAUUCAUAAAUAUUUCAUGCCAUAAUCAUGUUUAAUAAGUAUGUUUUGUCAGUUAGAAUAUAUAUUGCCAUCUAUAGCUUAAUGUUUUUGGUUUGUUUUUAUUUGUAGAAUUGUUUGUGUUACUUUUGAAUAUUGAACAUUUCUCCUUGUCUGUUUCAGUUUGUUGAACAAAGAAUUUUUGAUAUUGACAUCUUAAAACAAGGAAAACUAUUAAUUGACCUGUUGCUGUGGCAACAAAUUCUGGCUGACAAUAGUUUGACAAAUUAAUUUUCUAUGUGUAACAAGUUGAGAUCAUGUUUUAAAAUAUUUUUUUGUUGUUGUUCUUUUUUUUCUUUUUUGUUUAAGUGUAGAAUCGUGUACAUGCUAGAGUAAAAGAAAAAAAUAUUUUCUACUGUAUCCAUUUCAGAGAUUAAAAUAUUGUUUUAGUAUUUCUUAAGGAACUAGCUAAACAUCCAAGAAUGUCAGGCCAAAAAACGAGCAGCAGGGAUCCUGGCCUUUGGGCUCCUCGAUCUCAUUAUUACGAGAGGAAGUGAUGUCAUUGAGCUGGGCCUCAAAGCCCCGUAAAUGCUGCGUGUGGGCGAGCCAUAACCUAAGGGACGAAGGUUGACUUUUUGCACUUCUGUAUAUAGUCAGUAAAAGUAAAAAAAAGAAACGUGUAUAAUAUUGAAAUCUUAUUUUGAAUAAAAAAGUCUAUAAUUAUAAGAACUUUUGUUAGGUUAAUUUAAGGAAUUAGAAUAAAUGACCAGCUAACAAAUUUGCUUGCUAAUGUGGCUCCGUUUCUUCUGCCCAUCAUGAAAAAGAAAAAAUCAAACAAACAAAGACAAAAAAAGAGCUAGCAUUUUUGUCAUUUUUAUGCUUAGCUUGUGGUUCACUAGGAUGUCACGUAGGUUGGAAGAAAACAUGCUCCCUCACCCCUGCAGUCUUCAGGAUAUUUCUCUGGAGUCUUCCCAUACAAAACAUACAGCCCCUCUAGCCUGUGUUAACAAUAACAGACAUUUUAAAACUAGGGUAUUUUAGUGUUGUUGGACAUGACUGCAUGCCAAAAAAUCUAAAACAAACCAACAAAAAAAAUCACAAAAAUAAAGUAGAUUAAGUACAUAGUAACAAGUAUUUAUCAUCAAACAUGUUUUAAAUUAUAUUUUAAGAUACAAGGGUAAGAAUCUGGAUUAAAAGAACACCUAAAACAUGGUAAUACAUGCUCAUACAUGAUAAUAAAAGAUAAUAAUUAUAUUGAGAUGCAAAACUGCCCCCAGGACAUGCUUGCCAAUAGUGCAUUACCAGUGCCGUUCAACUCAGACCAUCUCAUUGCUUCUUUAACCAGGCAACUGUGUGUCCAGCAAGUGAAGUUCACCAACAUCCAAAUGCACAUUUCUUCCUCUUAAGAUGAAUGUAACCGCCUUCACAUAUACACAGAUAGAGGUCAACGUUUUUACUCACUUGGUUUUUUUUUAAACUUUUUUUUCUGCACAAGCGCUAAUAUACCAAAGCAUCACUUCUCCACCCCCACUCUGACAGGGCUGAUCGUGGAGCUUUCAAUCAGUUAUCCUCCUCCUGCAAGUUAACCAUACAACCAAGCAGUGGACAGCUGAGGGGUUCUGGCCCUAACACGGAGCAGAGCCCCUCUAGACUCCUCUGCUGCAUGGCCAUAGGACUCUCAGUUUCUCUGCUGGACACACACACACAUACACACACACACACACACACACACACACACACACACACACACACACACACACACACACACACACACACACACAUGCCUGGCUGCUUAAUGCUCUGUGUGGUAGACAAGACCUUACAGUUUUGCUUGUACUUGCUGUAACAUACGUAUUGUACUACGUUCUAAAAAAAAAAUGUUUUUAAUGCACAUUUAUUAUUGGCAUAAUUGAAUUGCUGUUAUGACUAAAAAAAUAAAAAUAAAACAAAAGUGUAAUUGC